Chlamydomonas reinhardtii is the source of this 3383-nucleotide messenger RNA. RefSeq lists its product as uncharacterized. The transcript is spliced from 2 exons. The record is from RefSeq and is a predicted model, not a curated record. NCBI's taxonomy places the organism in Eukaryota, Viridiplantae, Chlorophyta, Chlorophyceae, Chlamydomonadales, Chlamydomonadaceae. Bases 265 to 2868 code for a protein of 867 amino acids.
GCUCCCUCAGGCAACUCAGAUGGUGUCACCCCUCGCUAAAGCUGGUCCCCGGCCAAGGUAGCCGAAGCCGGCCUCGGCUUUACACCGCCCCGUUUUGCGUCCGAUAUAUUUAGUGCUCCUUAAGCGACCCCAGCGGAGUGCGCGCAAGAGGGCGCCGACAAGAGGCCGCCAUACGAAGAUCGACCGGUACGGACGGAACUUUGUGAUGGGACAGGAGCGCCCACGAGGCACAGCGAGGCACAAAUAUAAGCUUAUACACACAUAAUGGGAGGUGCUUACACAUUGCUAGACUUGCUGUGGGCGCUUCCGGUGGACGCGCGGGCAGCUGUCUUUGGCGCUUCUUUUUCGCUGAAGCUGGCCGGCUGCCGCCGCACCUGCCGCGAGCUCCAGCAGCUUCAUGACAGCACUAUCACGUUUGUGCGCCUGCGGCCUCCCGCACAGCACCAGAACCUCGCGUCGCCGCUUGCAAAGUUUGCGCGCUGCACCCAGCUUGAGGUCAAUGCGCAGCUUCGGCUACUGACUCGGCAAUCCAGGCCCCGCCAGUCGCCUCGUGGCAGCGGCAUGGGUGCAGACGUGGAGCCAUCCGGCGCUGUUGACCCUCUGAGCGCCGUGCUAGCUGGCGUGACACCUGCGGCCAGGGAGCGGAUCACGCACCUAACCGUCAGCGGGAAGGUGUCGGACCGGUUGAGUGUCGCACGGGCGGUGGUGGCGCAGCUGCCCUUAUUGACAGUGCUGGAGCUGGUCUGCGGAGAGGUCGGCAGCUGCGACUCCGCCGGCUACAGCGGCUUCGGCUAUAGAGACUACAGGAGCCGCCAAGCUGCUGACCAUGCACCUCAGGGUGGCAUCUGCGGCAUCCUCGGCGCCCGCCUGCCUGCCCUGCAGCAGCUGACUCUGUCACAUGUGCUGACGGGCGCUGACCUCACCGGCUUGGCCACACUGGCUUCUGGCUGCCCACACCUGCGAGAGCUGACCCUGACCUUUCCCGCGCCGCCGUCGCCCAGCGGUGGCAACGCCGCCGCCUCUGGCCCCACCACCACCAGUGGUGCCGCCAGCAACCCCAUGCGGGCGGCGCUCGAGGGCCUGGCGCAGCUGCAACGGCUGGAGCGCCUCACGCUGGCCUUGGGCCUCUCCGCCAGAUGCAACAGCGGUGCCGGGCCGCUGUUGACAUCGCUGCUGGCCAGCCACCGCCCGCCGCAGCUGCGCACCCUGGCGUUGUUGCCUUGCCAUGGGCACUGGCGGCGGACGCUUGACGUGGGCUUUGAGCCAGGCAUGAUCGGUGCCCAGGGGGCGGAGGCGGAGGCGUCCUGGGGUAUGAGCCGCGUUGAAGUCGACAUCAACCAGGCGGAGGCCGUUGGGCUGUCGCUUUUGGUGUCGGCACUCCUGGCAGCUGCGGACAGCCCGCACCAGCAGAGCAUUCCUCAGCUGCUCCUCAGCAGCCGGGAUGGCAGUUGGGAGCUGGCGCGCAAUGACUUGCAGCCGGAGGCCGCCCUGCCUCGGCUGCUCGCCCGCUGUGCACAUGUGGAGGUGGACCGCCUGCCCUGCGUGUAUAAUCCAGGAGACUGGCACAACGCUGGUGGCAACACCGCUGAGCUGCUACUGGCAGCGCGGCUGCUGGGGCUGCCGCGUGAGCUGCAACUGCGGCACGGCAUUUGGAUGUGCCGGGAUGCAGUGUGUGGCACGGGCAUCACUACAGCAGCGGUGGCGGCGGCAGCGGCGGCAGCGCCUGCGGCUGCUGGCACUCCCGCUGGGCAGCCGGAAAAUGUGGAGCGUCAGCAGCAGCUAGGCCUGGGUGGCGGCACUGCAUACGGGUGCCGUGGCUGCAUACGUGGCGCAGCGGGCGGCGGCGGCGGUGACGGCGGCAGCAGGCCGUUUUUGCACCUGGACACGGCCAGUCCGGAGGAGGUGUUACGGGAGGCCUUGGACCGGCUGUGGGCGGAGGCGGCGGUACAUGCAAACAGUGCAGCACAGGCCAUCGAGCAGAGAGGUGGAGCAAAUGGCCAUGCCGACUGCCCUCGCGGUUGCAAUAAAAGCGCAGCGAGCAGCAGCAGCAGCCCCAGCGGCGGCGGUAGAGCCGAAGCUUGCGGUAGCGGCGGUCAGGUGAUGCCAGGUCUGUUGCUGCUGCAAGGCAUGCCGCCGCCAGCCCCUGGGCACAGCGGUUACCCUGCAGCCCCGGAUGCCACGGCCUGGUAUGACUGGCUGGAGGGUGUGCUCGCCUCGUGCUUCACCGCCGCAGAAGUGCCGCAGCCACUCAUGGCAGCAGCCCAAGCGCGGAUCAUGGGGUGCCAGGGAGAGCCGUCCCUGCCUGGCGACAUCCGCGAGUGCUUCCGCGAAGGCUGUCACGUGGCAGUGCCGGCGGCAGGCGUGCUGCUGCUCAAGUGCAUGCGUUACGCGGACGCGAAGGCGCUGGCCACGCGUGUGGCGGCUGCUGCUGCUGCUGCUGGAGGGGCGGGGGGUUUGUCAGCUGUUGCUUCUGUUUUACCUGAUUUCGGCGCGCUCACUACUGUAGAAGGCGCCCUCUCAUGGCGGGUUUUUCAGGUGCUCAUGGAGCUGUGGGCGCGGUCUGCAGGAGCGCGAGCUGACACUCCAGAUGCCCGCGGGGUGGCAGGUGCCGCGAGCGCCAUUGGUGGUGCCAGUGCCAGUUGCGGCGGCAGCAGUAGCACCGGCAGCACGGGCGGGACUCAGCUGCGCGGGGGCAGCCGGGUGAGUGAGGAGGUGCUGGUGCGGCUGCAGCGGCUGGUGGAUCUGGACCAGGUCGUGUGGCAGCUGUGGUCGGCGGCAGAGCAAAGCAAUGAUGACAACGACUAUGACGAUGGUUACUAUGACGCAGGUAGCUACGGCGAUAAUUCAGACGCGUACGGGUCUGACUGAUGCCGCGCCUCUACAUAGGGGUUGCGUCGUGGGGGUGGCGUGAGGGCGCGGUUUUAUUGGUGUUGAGGUCCAAGCUGCCGGUACUGCUCCUGCCUGACUGACCACUAGCUGAAUCAAGUUGCUGCGAUGUGUGGGUUCCUGGUGCCAUGUAUGGGUGACUGCUGCCACUGCUGUGUGCGGCUUGGCGCGGUCAGAGCCGGGCGGGUACGGUCUCUGCCGCAUUGUGUGUUAUGGGAGGCAGGGUGUUGGUACCCGUUGCGACAGGAACGAGGCAUGAUGAGCAUGAGGAUGCAUAAAUUACAUAAGUGGAAGAACGCCGGAGGGCGGAGAAUUGAGGUGGUUCGUUACGUACCCGGAAAUGCGCGGGACAGGAAAGGCAGGCUUUGGCUGUGCGGCGAUGGUGCUGCUGGUGCUUCUGGGGAUGUGGCCUUGUGUUCACCGGCGGCUCCGGACUCUUGAUGAGUGUUCGUCGGUGCCCGCUGAUGCCUUCGUCGUGCCAGACGUGUCUGGAAGCU